This is a messenger RNA of Ascoidea rubescens DSM 1968, 1452 nucleotides long. It is a transcript of the gene PTC6, whose product is annotated as type 2C protein phosphatase PTC6. Bases 1 to 1452 code for a protein of 483 amino acids. NCBI's taxonomy places the organism in Eukaryota, Fungi, Ascomycota, Saccharomycetes, Ascoideales, Ascoideaceae. The record is from RefSeq and is a predicted model, not a curated record. Gene Ontology annotation, molecular function: protein serine/threonine phosphatase activity. The transcript has a single exon. Gene Ontology annotation, biological process: protein dephosphorylation.
AUGAUCAACCGGAAGAGAUCAGAUUUACUCAAAUAUAAUUACAAGUCUGAUUAUCGCAGAAAUCAUAAUCUCAAUAAUAGAAGAUUCUUUUCAGAAUACGUCUAUUUUCCAAUUCUAAAUACAAAAUCCAAUGAUUCAAUUUUAUAUAAUAGCUCAAAUAAUUUAAAUUUCAAAGCGAGACUCAAGAUCCCUAUAUUAAAAUCUCCAUCCCAUUUUGGCCAUGCAACCUCUCGAGUUAAUAGAGUUUAUAAUGAAGACAAAUUAUCAGCUGCAGUCUUACAUUUGCCCUUAAAUAUCUACAAUAAAAACAUAACGAAUAUCAUUCAUAGUAACCACCUUCAUGAUAUAAAAGAACAAGCUCUAAGAGUCUUUAAUUUCAACAUCUUUGACGGCCAUGGCGGAAUUCAAACAGCAAAUUAUUUAUCUAAAAAUUUAUCCAAAACCAUUGAAAGUUUUCCAAUCAAUAACUUAAAUGAAUCGUAUUUAAAAGACUUGAUAUCCCUAUAUAUUAAAAAAAUCGGCGGAAGUUAUUGGAAAAGAUUUUAUAAUAAAUUGGAUUUAUUUUAUAAAAAAAACUUUGACAAAAAUUUAAACCAAUAUGAUGAUUUAAAUCUAAGAUUGCCCUUGGCUUUUUUAACUUUAGAUUUACAAUUAUUCGAAGUAACAAAAAAUUAUGUCAACAAUAAAAAUAAUUUAAAUAAUCCAAAUCAUAACGAUAAUGAAAUUAAUAACACCACUACCAUCAAUGAACAAAAUUUGGAAAGCUCAGGUUCAACCUCAACUUCAGUCUUUAUUUAUAAUUUGAAUCCUAACGACAAUAAAAUUUAUUUUGAGGAAAACACCGUCAGCAAACUCAUAAUUUCUCAUAUUGGCGAUACGAAAGCAAUAAUUUGCGAUAAAUAUGGUUCAGCAAGACCAUUAACUUCAAAUCAUCAUCCUUCAUCUCCUGUUGAAGCAACUCGACUAAGUACUUUUUCUUCAUCCUUUUUCACCGAUUCCUUUGGAGAAGAAAGAUUCCUAAACUAUGCCAACACAAGAGCUUUUGGCGAUUUUGUAGCAAAAUCAAAGGGCAUUUCUGCCGAACCAGAUAUUCUCAGUUUUAUAAUUGGUGAUUCUAAAUUGAUCAAAGAAAAAAACAACUACAUCAACCAAACUGUCGGCAAAAUCGGUGGUGACGAAUCAUUUUUAAUAUUAUGCUCUGACGGUGUCACUAACCAUGUAACUGAUCAAGAAAUAGUCGAUUUGGUAAUGAGCACUGCUAAUAGAGGAAUGAAAAGAGGUUCCCCACAAUUUUGCGCAGAAGAAAUAGUCAAGUUUGUUGAAGCAGUUGGUGGUGAUGAUAAUGCCACUUGCUUGGUGAUAAAACUAAAUGGUUGGGGAAAAUGGCCUUUAGUAGAUCGAACAGGAAACUUAAGAGAAGAAAGAUUAAAAGAUGGUCCAAGAAGAAGAUAA